AUGAGCUUGGCCGUGACGUUCAACGAAUCCCUUUCUCUCUCCAGAAGUCGGUCAUCGUCGUCUUCGAGUCAUAAUGUUGUACACUCUCAGACUCCCAUCCCCACAACAACCAACUCGACCGAUACGUCCAGUGCGAGUAGCAGUAGCAAUGUCCCGAGCUCAAGCUACAUAACGGUCACCGUUACUGAUCAUGACACGCCUCUGAUUUCAUCUACUUAUGUCCCCAACCCCCCAUCGUCCAAUGGCACAGACACAGGGGUAAUAGUAAGCGCAGUGCUUACCGUGGUGAUGGUUGGAGGGCUCCUUCUCGUUGCAUUUAUCUUCGUCAGAAGAGCGCGCAAGAAAGCGAUGUCUCAAAAGGAAGAUCUUCAAAUGGCAUACCCUGCAAAGCCAGUGUGGGAACCACAAACAUGGAGGAGAGAGGUAUACGCCACGAUGUCGGAUAAAAGCACUGUUAGCAGAAGUCCCUCAUAUGCAUCUACUGGGUUGGGUCACUAUAAAAAAUCACGGAUACAAACUCAACCGGUGAGGGAGAGGACGGACGUUUUUUCAUAG
This is a messenger RNA of Laccaria bicolor S238N-H82, 555 nucleotides long. RefSeq lists its product as uncharacterized. Bases 1 to 555 code for a protein of 184 amino acids. The transcript is spliced from 3 exons. The record is from RefSeq and is a predicted model, not a curated record. NCBI's taxonomy places the organism in Eukaryota, Fungi, Basidiomycota, Agaricomycetes, Agaricales, Hydnangiaceae.